AUGACUGUCAAAUUACAUUUGCGUGCUGAAACUAAACCAUUAGAGGCAAGGGCAGCCCUGACGCCAACGUCGGUAAGACAUUUAGUCAAGAAGGGGUUCAAGAUUUACGUUGAGGAGAGCCCACAAUCCGCGUUUUCCAGUGAUGAGUACAAGGAAGCUGGUGCCGUGUUAGUACCCUUUGGGUCUUGGAAAGAGGCUCCCCUAGACCGCAUAAUUAUUGGAUUGAAGGAGAUGCCUGAAAGAGAUACUUUCCCAUUGGUUCACGAACAUAUCCAAUUCGCUCAUUGCUAUAAAAAGCAGGCAGGCUGGCGUGAUGUUCUCCAGAGGUUUGUUGACGGGAAGGGUACACUGUAUGAUUUGGAGUUUUUGGAGGAUGAUCGUGGGGUGCGUGUUGCAGCUUUUGGAUUUUAUGCGGGCUUCGUUGGCGCAGCCUUAGGUCUCAAGGAUUGGGCGUUUAAACAAACACACUCUGAUUCUGAAGAGAUGGACGAGGUGAGUCCUUAUGACGAUGAGAAGAAAUUAGUUGAUGAUGUUAGGAGGGAAUAUUUGGAAGCCAUUGCGGCUGGUGCCAAGGAGCCUACAGUGUUGAUAAUUGGGGCACUUGGAAGAUGCGGGAGAGGAGCCAGAGACUUUUUACGCAAGUGUGGCAUACAUGAGAAAAAUAUCAAAAAGUGGGACAUGGCGGAGACUGCUGUGGGAGGCCCCUUUAACGAAAUUGCAGAAGCCGAUAUCUUCAUUAACACGAUUUAUUUGGGGAAGCCAAUUCCUCCAUUUAUCACAAUGGAUCUGAUGGAUAGAGAAGACAGAAAGCUCAGUACCAUUGUUGAUAUUUCAGCUGAUACUACAAGUCCACAUAACCCAAUUCCGCUGUACAGUGUCUCGACCACCUUCUCUAAACCCUCUCUUCAGGUGCCUACUUCAAUUGGGCCUAAGCUGUCAGUGAUUGCUAUUGAUCACUUGCCCUCUCUGCUGCCAAGAGAAGCGUCAGAAUCAUUUGUGUCAAGCUUGCUUCCCUCCUUGGAACAGCUAGGCAAACGAGACACUGCUCCAGUUUGGAAGAGAGCGAAGUUACUCUUUGAUAAGCAUUGCUCGCUACUUGAUGACAGAGCUAAGCUGUAG
This is a messenger RNA of Eremothecium sinecaudum, 1119 nucleotides long. RefSeq names its product saccharopine dehydrogenase (NAD+, L-lysine-forming) (gene LYS1). Gene Ontology annotation, molecular function: saccharopine dehydrogenase (NAD+, L-lysine-forming) activity. The coding region runs from base 1 to 1119 and encodes 372 amino acids. The transcript has a single exon. Gene Ontology annotation, cellular component: cytoplasm. The record is from RefSeq and is a predicted model, not a curated record. Lineage: Eukaryota; Fungi; Ascomycota; Saccharomycetes; Saccharomycetales; Saccharomycetaceae.